GGGCAUGCGGCAGCGGCAGGGGUCCCCGCUCCCGGGCUCGGCGGCGCGGGCGAGCGUGAGCGGAUGUUCAGUUCUUCUCCACAAUGAAUGAGUGUUACUAUGAUAAGCAGAUGGACUUUUUUUAUAAUAGGAGCAACACUGACACUGCCGAUGAGUGGACAGGAACGAAGCUUGUGAUUGUUUUGUGUGUUGGAACAUUUUUCUGCCUGUUUAUCUUUUUUUCUAAUUCUCUGGUCAUCGCAGCAGUGAUCAAAAACAGAAAGUUUCAUUUCCCCUUCUACUACCUGUUGGCUAACCUAGCUGCUGCAGAUUUCUUUGCUGGAAUUGCCUAUGUAUACCUGAUGUUUAACACUGGCCCAGUUUCAAAAACUCUGACUGUCAACCGCUGGUUUCUCCGCCAGGGGCUUCUGGACACUAGCUUAACAGCCUCCCUGACGAAUCUGUUGGUUAUUGCCGUGGAGAGGCACAUGUCAAUCAUGAGGAUGCGGGUCCACAGCAACCUGACCAAAAAGAGGGUGACACUGCUCAUCUUGUUCGUCUGGGCCAUCGCCAUCUUUAUGGGGGCUGUCCCCACACUGGGCUGGAAUUGUCUCUGUGACAUCUCUGCCUGCUCUUCCCUGGCCCCCAUCUAUAGCAGGAGUUACCUCAUUUUCUGGACUGUGUCCAACCUCAUGGCCUUCUUCAUUAUGGUUGUGGUGUACCUGCGGAUCUACAUGUAUGUAAAGAGGAAAACCAACAUCUUGUCUCCGCAUACAAGUGGGUCCAUCGGCCGCCGGAGGACACCCAUGAAGCUAAUGAAGACGGUGAUGACUGUCUUAGGGGCCUUCGUCGUGUGCUGGACGCCAGGUCUGGUGGUUCUGCUGCUCGAUGGCCUGAACUGCACGCGGUGCAACGUGCAGCAUGUGAAAAGGUGGUUCCUGCUGCUGGCGCUGCUCAACUCUGUCGUGAACCCCAUCAUCUACUCCUACAAGGAUGAGGACAUGUACAGCACCAUGAAGAGGAUGCUGUGCUGCUUCUCGCAGGAGAAGAACCCGGAGAAGCGGCCCUCCCACCUCCCCUCCAUGGUCCUCAGCCGCAGCGACACGGGGGGCAGCCAGUAUGUGGAGGAUAACAACCGAGGCCCCGUCUGCAACAAGAGCAGCUCCUAGGCUGUGAUGCCCCUCCACCCGUCCCAGGCUCCACUGGGAGAAGAACUGUUCAGAAUGGUUACCUGUCUCCAACAAAGCCCACGUACAGUGUUAUUUGAACUCUGAAUGAAGCAUUGGGAAAUAUUUUUUUUUUAAUUGUUUUACAUCGUUUAAAAGCACGGACAGGAAAGAGAGGACAUAAUGCAUUUAGAGAAAACUCACAGAAAGAGGGAAGGCAGCAUGGUGGAUUCCUGCCUGACGUCCUGUGAACCCCUCUGAGCACUCCCCACCAGGCCGUGCAUUCUGGGCUCUGCCACCGUCUUGUAGCCAUUCUCUUUGUGUUUUCAAAGGAUGCUGUUAAAGGGCAUAGGCCAAAAUAAAUUAAAAUGUUACUUGAGCCACUUUAUGUAAUUGCUUGGAAAGCUUAUGUAGUUCUUUCUGCAUGCAUUUGAAAUUUUUAAAAAUGCUUCAGCAGUGAUGUUUUUCUCCUCAAACAAACCAUGGCCGGUAGCUAGAUGUUCAGUAGGAAUCUCAGAAUAACAAAUCAGUCAGUGCUCCAGAUUAAUUAACUUGAUUUUUAACUGAAAGAACAUUCUGAGGAAAAAGAUUUACUUUGAAGUAAUAACAAAAAUGGUAAACGUUAAAAAUUCCUCUUGCAGGGGAAAAAAAAAGAGGCCUCAAUGUGGUCCUCUCAGCAUGCGUGCAUGUGUAUAUACACCUGUAUUUUUAUACACUUCAAAUUUGUAUUUAAAGACAACACAGACAGUGAUGGUGAAAUAAAUUCACUGACCACCUAGACUUUCCAGUCUAGGACUACAGCUAUAGAAAUGACCUGCUGUGCUCUAAAAUAGAAAAAGAUGAUUUGUUUGAAAACAGACAUUCAGCAGGGUAAAAAGUAUAUUAGCAUGCGGGUUGAGUUCCUUGCAUAUAGGAUCAAAUAUGAGCUCAACCGAGUCUUUCUAUCCAGUUCCCUCCAUGCCACUGAUGACGACUUGUCAGAUUUAGUAUAUAGAAUAACUUUCACAUCUCAUGUUUUACCCACAAUUAUUGACAUGUUUCCAGUACUUGUUUUACUUGUGGACUGAAUUUUGAUCUGGGUCUAUUUAAAAUUUUUCUCCUUCAAAGACCUAAAUAGACAACAUGAAAGGCAAGUCAGUAAGAAAAAGAAAAGUUUUAUACACGUAGGCUACUGACCAGAAUUUUCUAUGUAAAGCAUAAAGAGUAUAUUCUAAUUUUAAAAUAAGAAUCACUUCAAGGCAGAUAUUAUAGUAUUUAUGUAGUUUGCAAAAGAAGUUUACAUUUUUGUUUUGCUAUUGUGAUGUAACAUUUAUGUGCAGGAACUACUCGUAAUAAAAGGAUUUGAGAAGUCGUGCUUUUAGAUAUAAUGGCCUAAAAUAGAGAGUAGUAUGAUUCAAAGGUAUAGAUUUCACAAACUGUGUAGUAAGUGAUCUAUCUGAAGCCUAUACCAAAGCUACCUAUAAAAUAAAAUAAAAAAGAGAAUGUUUUCUCUUG
Hippopotamus amphibius kiboko is the source of this 2639-nucleotide messenger RNA. It is a transcript of the gene LPAR3, whose product is annotated as lysophosphatidic acid receptor 3. Gene Ontology annotation, cellular component: membrane. The transcript has 3 exons. The record is from RefSeq and is a predicted model, not a curated record. Gene Ontology annotation, biological process: G protein-coupled receptor signaling pathway. NCBI's taxonomy places the organism in Eukaryota, Metazoa, Chordata, Mammalia, Artiodactyla, Hippopotamidae. The coding region runs from base 84 to 1148 and encodes 354 amino acids. Gene Ontology annotation, molecular function: lysophosphatidic acid receptor activity.